Molecule: messenger RNA, 9816 nt
Organism: Epinephelus fuscoguttatus (brown-marbled grouper)
Lineage: Eukaryota; Metazoa; Chordata; Actinopteri; Perciformes; Serranidae
Gene: kcnq3
Product: potassium voltage-gated channel, KQT-like subfamily, member 3
Exons: 16
Coding region: 423-2945 (840 amino acids)
Biological process (GO): transmembrane transport; potassium ion transport
Cellular component (GO): membrane
Molecular function (GO): voltage-gated potassium channel activity
Source: RefSeq, a predicted model, not a curated record
UCCGGCGUGUAUAUAUGUGUGCGCGCGCGCACGUUGCGUCUGCGUUGCUGCUGAUGAAAGCCUGAUCCUCUCUCUCUCCUCUCCUCUUUCUCCCUCCUGCUUCUCCUCCGUUUCAGUUUGAGUAUCGACCUCCUUCACGCAGCAUCUCUGCUCUCCAUCCUCCGUCUCCACCCUCCUCCUCCUCCUCCUCCUCCUCCGCUGCCGCCGCCUCAGCCUCAGCGCCGCUUCCUCUGCAGGUGGAUGGAGGCUGGAAGCCCCGGAGACACGAGCCAUGCACGGGAACCGCUGCUGUCAGACUGCUGAGCACCUCCCUUCGCGCCGGGGACCACAUCCUUAAAUGACCCGCGGCUGAGGAGGGGGUGUCUCCGGAUCCAGCGCCCGGAUCAUGGCAUGCUGCCCACACCGGGCAUCCAGCACUGACCAUGGGGCUCCGGUCCAGGACCGUCGCUAGCGGCUCGGAGGAGCAGAAGAAGACCUCCGGCGCUCCUCCCGGGGACUUAUUGGACCAAGGCACCGGGGGAGCGGACAAGGAUGGCGCCCUGCUGCUGGUGGCUUCGGGUCGGGAUGACUUCAAGCGGGGCUCUCAGGGCAUCGGCAUCGGGCUGCUCGCCAAGACCCCCCUUAACUACACCCGGCCGGCCAAGAGGAAUAACAUCCGCAAGAGGAGGAUCCAGAACCUGCUCUACGACGCGCUGGAGAGGCCGAGAGGAUGGGCGCUGCUCUACCACGCGUUCGUGUUUCUGAUCGUUCUGGGCUGUUUGAUUCUGGCCAUACUGACAACAUUCAAGGAGCACGAGAAGGUGUCUGCACACUGGCUGGUCAUACUGGAAACCUUCGCCAUCUUCAUCUUCGGAGCAGAGUUUGCACUGAGGGUCUGGGCUGCAGGAUGCUGCUGUCGCUACAAAGGAUGGAGGGGGAGGCUGAAGUUCGCUCGCAAACCGCUCUGUAUUCUAGACAUCUUUGUGCUGAUUGCCUCGGUGCCGGUGGUGGCGGUGCGUAACCAGGGUAAUGUGUUGGCCACGUCCCUGCGCAGCCUGCGCUUCCUGCAGAUCCUGCGGAUGCUGCGCAUGGACCGGAGAGGAGGAACCUGGAAGCUGCUGGGGUCCGCCAUCUACGCUCACAGUAAGGAGCUGAUCACAGCCUGGUACAUCGGCUUCCUGUCUCUGAUCCUGGCGUCUUUCCUGGUCUACCUGGUGGAGAAGGACGACGUCUCCAUGGACGUGUCCAACCAUGAAAACCCCACUGCUCAGCCCAAACCGCAGGACUUCGACACCUACGCCGACGCACUGUGGUGGGGGCUGAUCACACUGACCACCAUCGGCUACGGGGACAAAACCCCAAAGACGUGGGCUGGGAGACUGUUAGCCGGCACUUUCGCUCUGAUCGGAGUGUCCUUCUUCGCUUUGCCUGCAGGGAUCCUGGGCUCAGGCUUGGCUCUGAAGGUCCAGGAGCAGCACAGACAGAAGCACUUUGAGAAGCGCAGACAUCCAGCCGCGGGGCUCAUCCAGUCUGCUUGGCGAUAUUAUUCCACCAAUCCAAUCAGGGAAGACCUUAUUGCCACUUGGAGAUUCUAUGAAACUGUCAUCUCUCUUCCCUGUUUCAGGAAGGAUCACUUGGAGGCCAUGGCGAGCCAAAAACUGAGUUUACUUGAGCGUGUUCGUCUUCCCAAUGCACGGCCAUCAGUUGGGACAGGCAAGAGGCUCACAGGUAACGCCGACUCCAUCGAGGAAAGUCCCUCCAAGGAGCCAAAACCUGCCGGCUUCAGUAACCGGGAACGCUUCCGCACCGCCUUCCGCAUGAAGGCCUACACACUCCGCCAGAGCUCUGAAGAUGCCGGAGCCCUGGCAGAACCAGCCUUAGAGGAGCGGGGCUUCCCUGCAGACAUCCUCAUGGAGGAGAUGAUCCCCACACUUAAACUGGUCAUCAGGGCAGUCAGGAUCAUGCAAUUCCUCUUGAACAAGAAGCGGUUUAAGGAAACUCUGAGGCCUUACGAUGUCAAAGAUGUGAUCGAGCAGUACUCUGCUGGACACCUGGACAUGCUCUGUAGAAUAAAAUACCUCCAGACAAGGAUCGACAUGAUUCUUGCCCCUGGACCCCCCCUCACCCCUAAACAAAAGAAAACUCAGAAAACACCCUUUACCUAUCCGCCCAAUCAGUCACCCAGGCAUGAGUCCUACAUAGCCAAAGCCGCCACCAUGCCAGAUGCCGAAGACCAAAGCAUGAUGGGUAGAUUUGUGAGGGUGGAGAGACAGGUGGAGGACAUGGAGAAGAAGCUAGACUUCCUGGUGGACAUGCACAUCCAGCACACUGAGCAUCUGCAGGUAGACUCUGCUGGCGCCGCCCACAUGACCCUGGAGGCCUGCGACCCUACGGGGAACGGUGAGAUCCGGCGGGUUUUCUUCAACUACGCUGAGGCGUUCCCGCACAUGUCAUACCAGAUGCCUGUAAGCAAAGUGAAUCUGUAUUAUGGCAGAGGAAGAGGAGGUGGAGAGGGGUUGGCUGGUGGAAGUCACGUACCUCCAGACCAUCAACCCCCAGCGUCACACCUCCACCAACGCCACCCUCCAGCUGCCAUUCCCACCUACACCGAGCGUCCCACAGUGUUGCCCAUCAGCUCCCUGCAGGACUUGUCAACAGGGCUGGGCAGGACCACAGGGGGGCGGGGGGGCGACUCGCCGCUUUCCCUACUAUCGGUGAACCACGAGGAGCUGGAGCGCUCGCCGAGCGGGUUCAGCAUCUCUGGGGAGCGGGAGGAAGGGGGGGAAUUUUCAAUGGGGGCCGGGAUGGCAGCCGGGGACGCAAGCUGGACGAGACCCAGACCGAGCUACCUGGCAGAGGGGGAGACAGACACAGACACAGACCCCUUUACACCCAGCGGGGGGCCCCUGCCACUCUCCUCCACAGGGGAGGGAUUUGGUGAUGCUGUGUGGAAUACGCCGCCUUGAGAGGUGUUCAUGUGACCACACAGAAAUCCACAACUCUGAGUUAAGACCUUAAAUCCAACCUACGCCUCUAAACCCAAAUCAGUUUGGGUCAAAGCCGCACCUCUGGACCAAACCAUUUGGAGGAAAGGUGGGUCUAAUCUGCCUAGAUGCUGCAAGGUCAUGAGCGAGGUCAUCGACCUUCAGAGGCCAACGCCAAUCUCACCAACCGUCCAGACAGAGAGCCAUGGCAUUGAGACUGCCCAGAAAAAAAGGGAAAACAGACAGUUUGUAAAGUAAAACUCUGUACAGCGCACUCUUCGCAAAAAUUUAGCUAAAAUAAAAAAGAACAUUAAUAUACAUACUAUAUACACCCAAAAGCUUUAUCGCUGCAAAGCCAACCGCACUGCAUGUAACGCAUGCGAUUUUUAGUGUAGACACUGCAAAGUUCAGGAUAUCAGGAAACGGAAAAAGCGAUUGAAUGGAUACAUAUACUUGCUAUGCCAUUUUGUAACACUUAUUUUUUUAUAUGAAGACAUUUUCAUCGUUUUUUGCAUGGUUUGCAUGAUAAUGCACCAUUGGAGGGGUGACGGUUGGAGGGUGAUAAUGGAACCAAAAGUCUCCUGUCUCUUUGUUUUGUAUGUGUGAUGAGUAUGUGUGGAUGAGUGUGUGAGAAAGGUUGUGAAUGAGAGAGAGAAAGAGGGACUUGGGUAACAAAACACUGGUUAGUUGCUGGCAGUCGUGUUUCACCACUUUUUGCUUUUCUCACGUUGUGCUGUAAAUCCUCCGAGGAUCAGUUCUGUUCCAAACCAGAACUUCUGAUCCCAUCACUUUGUCUUCACACCACUGUGCUCUUGAGUUGUAUGUCACCACAUUAUGCAUACAAACUUUCCAGUUCAAAAGAAGUUAAAAAUUUAACAGAAUUUGAAACACUAAAUCUCUGCUGCUUUGUUGGCACAUGAAUUCAGGGAUAUAAACCGCCUGUGUGUCUGCGUCUGACUUCAGUUUAUCACUGCUUAAAGAGAAUAUUACCUAAAUGAUUUACAUUUGUUAAAGCAAAAGACAGUCGCUAAAACACUAAUAGGUACCUAUAUAGAGGAAAACGUUUUAAAUUGAACACUAAUAUUUUACUUUAUCACACAGUGUUUUACGUGCCGAACUCCACCACCUGGCACCUGAGUACAAUAACACAACCAUUUAAAGAAUCUGAUUUUAAACAUAUAGUUGAAAAUUGGCCCAAAACAGCUCAAAUUCUAAAACUGCAGAUAAAUUGUUGAAGUUGUUGCAUGAGGCAUACAAAGCCAAGGUCUCACUGAAAGUUUGUUGUCAAAAGUAAAGGGUAACUUUGGUAUGUUUUUGGUCUGGACCCUAUUUUCCCAUGUGUUUGUGUCUAAGUGACAAAUGGGAACAAACAUUUUUUAAAUUGGUCUAGUAUUGAGGAGAAACCAAACUUGACUGGCAGCAGUGUAACCACUUGGGGCAGUCGUGCAUCAUCAAUUUACGUCCAAUAAAAGUACUUGUUUUGGCUAGCGACAGGCUCAGAUUGUUAUUUUAAGUGUCUGACAACAUUAUAGAAACGAUCCCUGCAGAGAUAGACAUUUUUGUUACAGAGUAAGAUUCUUUUUGUUUAACCAGAAAUAGCCCCAAAAGCACCAUCGCCCAACCCACCAGAAUCUAUUUAAAUGAACAUUAAUUUAAUCAUCAUACAACACACUUCAUUUGAAGUCUUUAGAAAGUAAUAAAAUCACAAAAGCUGUCUUGGUUCUUCUUUCCACUGUUCCAACAAUCACCAACUGUGGUUUGGUUGAAAUAAACCCUUAAUUCACCCAGUUAGAUGUGAACAUAUGCUGGUUCUGUACAUGCUAAAGUUACUGUUUAUUUAAAUGGAGUCUGGUGGGUUUGGCAGUGGUGAUUUCAGGGCUGUUUCUGAUCUGUCUCUGAAAAGAUCUUUUCCAUAAUGUUAACAGACACAAUCUGAAUCUGUCAGUAGCAGUAACAGGCACUUUUAAGCCCCUUACCCACUGCACAAAAACUCACCAACACCUGCUCUCUAUUGAUUUUUAAUCUGUUGUCUGGCCCAUCCAUGACAUUGAAGGUGAUACAAGAAGAAAUUAAAAAUAAAACAGAAAGGUGUACUUGUCUACCGUAGAGCCGUGUAUAUGGCUCUGGUUUGUUAUCAGUGGGAAAGUAGUUUAUGGCCUGUACGAGGGGUUUUGUGGAAAAAAUAGUUUUUCUAAUUAGUCUCUACAAAAAAAAAGGUCCACUUUGAAACAUACCAAAGUUUACCGUUAAGAGCUUAAAUAUCAGAAUAAUGACAAAAAAGGUCAAACUUUAGAUGGAAUUUCUACAGCAAAUGUCAUCCACUCAUCUAAGAGAGCUGGAAUAAACGUGUCCAUGAGCCAGUGUUUACAACACAGCUCAACAUCUCUGAAGAUCAGCAUCAGAUGCCGAAAAUCAGUUAUGGACUUUUGAUUAUAAACAGAACCUGUUUACAAAACUGACUUCACAUACUUUUCUGUCCAAUAACAAGUCUUUUUAAUAAUGCAGCUUAAAAACACUCAUCUUCAUAAUGUGCUUUUUUAUCGAAAUUUCUUCACAACAAACACAAAUUACUGUAUCAUCCACGGCUGCACUGCGAGCAACUCAAAUGUCCAGUUAUGAACACAAACUCACGCUGUAAGCAACAACACCACAUACUGAAAAGACUGGGGAGAUGUGUAGAAAUACCAGUAAGCUAUUGGCUGACGAGGCGGAGCUUUCUGAUGAUACAGACGCUGAAACGAGACGAGUCUGAGCACCACAAAAAGAGCUUUACAGCAGAUCACAUAUAGGCCUCAACAGCAUUUACUACUUUAGAUUUAGAGCCACAAUGAUACUGAAUGUAAUAUUUGACAACCAACUAUAUCUACACACGGAUUAUUACACAGUUAUAGCAUGUUACAGCACCUUCAGAGUCCGAUUUUAAGAGGGGCCUCCACACCAGGCUUCAACAGUGGUUUAUGGGAACCUGCUCAGAGUGCGGUCACAUCUGCUGUGUGUUUAGUUUAAUCAUCAGGAAAGUGGAGUUUUGUACUGGUUUGUCUAAGUUAAAGCCAGAGGUCUGCAACAGUAAGUUAAAUGGUCAUUAGCCAACAACAACCAGAGAAAACCACAGUGAUGAGUACAAACCUGUCAUGUUGCAAUGUCUUUAAACUGCUGUUCGUGUCCUUUGUGAAACCAAAAGACAGAGUUGAGUUAUUUUAACUUAGAAACUUGCGUCAGAUUUGUAACGCAAGUUAACUUACAUACGUAACUUAAAUGAGUACUUUGCCCUCAGAAUGACCUCUAGUAUUUCAAUUUGUCUCUGCAUAACCUUGAAUGCCUGCACAACCUGGUCUCACUCCAAAGUCUCGUCGAAUACUGGAGCUUGGGCAGUGGCUACAUCAGACACCAAUGAAAGAAAGUCCUUUCACGUCAGCAUGAUAUGCAGCCGGUCGCCUUUAUUGUGUAACAGCACCUGGCGGCUUCAGGGGGAAAUGCAGCAACACAAAGAUGUAAGUUAAGGGGGUGAAAGUCAGAGUAGGGCAGGUGGGAGUGGUGGUGGAUUGAACCAACAACCACUGGCUUUAACCCAGGAGGCUGGUAUUUGCUUCCCAUGUGUUUGUAAAGCCUAAUCCUGUUUGUUGUUUACCUAAACCCAAUCCAAGUUUCAACAACAAAUGUGCAUGGUAACAUUUUAGCCAACACAUGCACGUGGUAUGAUUUAGGCAACAAAAGCACAUGGUUAGGUGUAGGAAAGAAGAACAGGGUCGUGGUUGUUGGACCUAUCCACUUUUGUCCCCUAACUUGCAUUGCUGUCUGUGUUUCCCCUGAACACCGCCAGGCACCGUUACAGAAUAAGGGCAACAUCAUGCUGACUUGAGGAUGGCUUUUUCAACAGUGUCUGACGCCAGAAGUCACUGAAGAAGCGGUGGUAUCUGAAUACUUCAGAAUGAGACCGGGUUGAUAAAUGAGACUCAGAUUAUACUGCACAAGUUGUGUGAGAGUUUGUGAACAGAUUUUCUGAUAAAGUUUUGUUGCUGUUAAACGCGGUCCCCAGUGACUUCAGGUCAUGAAGAAUGUUUGCCUUUUUUGGAUUCUUCGUUCACCAUGGAGGCAUACAAAAAAAAAUGAAUUCAACAACCUAUUCUGUCAUUUAGGUAUGAGGAAGCAUUGAGUGCUCCUUCAAAAUAGAUGUUGGUUUGUAAGAGGAAAUCUUAAAUGACCCAGCAUUAUUUAAGUGGGAUAACACACAACAAGAUGUAUUGAUUUACAAAUAUAACUGGAAGAGGCGGUGACGAAGAAUGUUGACACUAGCUAUGUUUCCAUCCAAAAGUGAUUCGAAUCAUUGGGAAAUGCGCAUUAAAAGAAAUACGAAUCCUGUGUGUUUCCAUUAAAUGUACGGACUUUGGUGAAAACUACGAACUCGCACGAGUUUUCCGCAGAACCGGAAACAAAACAAGUCUCGCAUUCUUCUUCUUCUACGUUUUCUGGCAGUUGGCAACCAGCUUGUAAAUGCAUUACCGCCUUCCCGACCCGGAGUGUGGAUAUCACCAUAGAGAGAGGUGCACUACGUCAGACUUAGUUCGAACAUAACUGUUUCCAUCCCGCGAUUUGUGAAUCAGCAUUUUUUCGAAUCAACCAAAACCCGGCUAAAGCGAGCAUAUUUUAGUUUGUGCAAAUCAGGGGAUUUUAAUUCGAAUUUUGGCGUUUCCAUCAUAAUUUUCCGAUGUGAUACUUCUAGAUGCACAUCUAAAUAGGCUGAUGGAAACAUGGCUACUGUUCUUUUGUAUUUCAGGACAUAUUGUAAAUUAUCACCUUCUUUUAUUAUCACCCCAACUUAUCACAGGCAAAGAGAGAAACUGUUCAAACCAAGCAGAAAACUCCGGUGCUACAAAUAAAGCCAAAAAUUGCAGUUCGCUGACUGUCCACUUGAGGCCAGCUCCUGGAGCCAGUUGAUCCCCACAGACCCUCCAUGUUAAAAUGCCCAACUUUACAGCAGAAAUAAACAUGUUUAGAGCCUGGUCCCAAACAACGAUUUUGAACUCUAUACCUUCUUUUGGUUUAUUAAAGUUAUAGCACAAUUAAGGGCGGGCCAGUUUGAGCAACAGGCUGUGCCGAUAGUGUCCUCCAUUAGUGGUUCUCGACUGGUGGGUUACAGUCCAAAAGUGGGUUGCAGGUUCAUUCUGAAUGGACGGCAAGUGACGCGCAAAUGUGUCAAUAUUGUAAAAAUCACACUUUAUUUUUUAUUACAGUGAAUUUCCAACAGAGAGGUUUUCCUACUGAGUGAGUGACUAACGGACAGCCGCUUGACAGAGACAGCAAACUAGCUCGACGUCAUGGCCAAGUAUGACGCCGAAUGUAUAAAACUGAGGAAGGUACGACUAACAUGAAAUCUGGACCACGUAGCUGGACGAGUUGGGAACAACCGUCCUUGGUAGCGACGGCCAAAAUACCAAACUUGAGGCAUCAAAACAGGAGUCCACAAACCAUAGGGUGACAUCACGCUAGCUACGUCCAUUAUUUUUACAGUCAGAGGUUGAAACCGUCCAUUUUUAAAGUCAUUUUAAGAGAUCAUUGGGUCAUGGUUACGUGCAGUUGCCUUUAGGGCUAAUCUAAAAUUAUCGUGUUAAAUGAUUUUAACGGGAGUCUUUACCCAUGGCUGCGGCUGGUGAUCGUUGCCCUGUAAUGGUGCCUGCUGAAUGGGUUCUACCACAAAGAACAAUGCAGAGCGGUUUGAUAAAACAUCUCAAUUUAAUCACAAACUUACCUGACUUUAUCUGAAUUGUCUGAAUGAGGCAAACUCCACCCGCCUUGUGCAUCGAGUAGGUUUAAACAAGCACUCAGAUUGAAGCCCAGUGUGGACGCAGCUACAGUCUGUGAGAUGAACGAGGUGAACGGACACGUAUUAUUAUUAUUAUUAUUAUCUAUUUAUCUUAUUGUAUUACAGUUACUAUUACUUACCUUCUGCUACUGAAGCCCAUUCAAUUAUAUAUUAUAAAAAUAAAUUAUCUUGCAAUGCGGACACAAAUUGUCACCACAUAUAGAUAUAACAUGAUGAUAUAUCCCUGUAGACAUUCAUUCAUCGUGCCUCUGAAGCAAGAAACAUCACUCAGAAUGGCUCCACAUCGUCAUUCUGUAUUUAGUGUUUCAGUGCCACUCCAUCUCACCACACACCAAACACACCACACAGGAUUUUAUGAAUGUGAACUCUGUUUCCUUCCGUAGUGAUCUGUCUUUUUUUAAAACUAGCACACCGUGCAGUCUUGCUUUUGUAAAAUGCUGUUUUGUAGCUUGAUGAUGCUUUUGGCUCAUUCACUGAACAUGAUUUCAGCUGCACAGAAAUGUAAAGGUUGCAAUGUUUCACUUCUCGUUUGUUUCUUUUAUUUUAUAUCAAAUCAAUGUUUAACUGUUGCGUCCGUUCACAGCGGAGUUGAUCGUGUUUUAACGUCAGAAAGAACUCACUCUCCGAACUCAUUGAACACCAGUGUUUUUGUUGCCUCGCACAUCAAGUUCCAUUUACAGGAAAAUACAAAACUGCUUCCAGUUGGAAUUUAAACUCCUAUUGCUUCCUUUCUAAAUUAACAUGCAUGUAUCAGUUUGAGAACAUCAAUGGAAAUAACAAUACAGCAGCAUUGGUAUAUUUGUAUUUACACCGGCAAAUUACUGUUAAAUUUAACAUUCUAUAUUGUGAAUUGUUAAAACUUUACAAAUUGUCUUCCAAGACACCAAGAUACACUGGGAAAAAGUGAUGCUAGCAAACACUGAAAAAGUUUUUCAAUUAUAAUUUAUUACUCAAAUAAACCUGAAGUUUUUCUCCUCAGGAAUUCAGACGCUAUUAAUGAGUUGAUGUUCACAAUAAAUACAUAUUUUUAAU